AUGGCUUCGUUGGAUCAGUUAUCACAGAAUCAAAAGGACACAGGCAUUAAGCUUGUUAAGGGUCCAUGGAGACAUGAAGAGGAUGAGAAGCUGUUAAAGCUAGUAAAAGAGUUUUCACCAAAAAAUUGGUCUUUUAUUGCAAAGAAGUUAGGAAGCAGAGUUGGUAAGCAAUGCAGAGAAAGGUGGCAUAAUCAUCUCAACCCACAGAUCACCAAGAAGCCAUUUACUAUGGAAGAAGAGGCAUUGAUAAUUGAACUUCAUUCAAAGUUUGGAAACAGGUGGUCCGAGAUAGCGAAGUACCUUCCCGGAAGGACGGAUAAUGCAAUAAAGAACUACUGGAACUCAUCGAUACAAAGGAGGAGUGAAAAAGUAAGAAGGAGAAGUAUGUUUUGUUCGAUCGAUGAGUUCCACAAGAACCAAGAAAUAAGGUAUGGGAAGGAGAGCAGUGUUUUGGGGAUUUCUCUUCAGGCAAAUAUGAGUCAAAAGACAAAGAGAAGCAGUAGUGUUCAGGACAUUUCCGAGCACGUUUCAAAUGCAAGGUCAUUUGACGAGGAUGAUUUCGACGAGAUGGACGAGAUUGCUAGCCAAGCUCUUCUGAGGAUAUGUAUGUCAUUUUAA
This is a messenger RNA of Encephalitozoon romaleae SJ-2008, 618 nucleotides long. RefSeq names its product Myb-like transcription factor. Gene Ontology annotation, biological process: regulation of DNA-templated transcription. Gene Ontology annotation, molecular function: RNA polymerase II cis-regulatory region sequence-specific DNA binding; DNA-binding transcription factor activity, RNA polymerase II-specific. Gene Ontology annotation, cellular component: nucleus. NCBI's taxonomy places the organism in Eukaryota, Fungi, Microsporidia, Unikaryonidae. The transcript has a single exon. The coding region runs from base 1 to 618 and encodes 205 amino acids. The record is from RefSeq and is a predicted model, not a curated record.